This is a messenger RNA of Egretta garzetta (little egret), 1052 nucleotides long. It is a transcript of the gene HDGF, whose product is annotated as heparin binding growth factor. NCBI's taxonomy places the organism in Eukaryota, Metazoa, Chordata, Aves, Pelecaniformes, Ardeidae. The transcript is spliced from 5 exons. The record is from RefSeq and is a predicted model, not a curated record.
GGCAAGACCGACCUUUGCACCGCCAGGGACCGUCCCCGCUCGCCCUAUCCCCACUCCUGAAAUGGCUCUGUGGAGCUGGGGGUGCCCAGUGGGGGGAGCGGGGGGCUUUGGGGCAGGAUGGGGGUGCUGGGAACCCCAGGGUGCUGGGUGGAGGCAUGUCAUCCAUCCCAAAACCCACCCUGGAUCUGGGAAGAUGGGUGCAGGAGGCCAGCCGGGAGCCCUGAACCACGUUUGGGUAGAGGGGAUGGCCUGGAGGCGCAUCCCACCCUGGUGCAGCUCUCCAGGAGUGGGGACCGUGCAUGGGAUGUCACACCGACUGCCCACCACGUCCCCGUCCCUGCAUGGAGCCCCUUGCUGGCAUUCCAUCCCGCCUGGCUGCUCCUUUGGCCGUGCCGGCAUUGCCACUAACACGUGCCGGGAUGUCAGGGAAUGAAGCUCCACGGUAUUCCCAGCUCUGGGAAUGAAACCGGGAGAAACCCUUGGCCAGAUUGAUGAGAUGCCAGAAGCCGCAGUAAAAUCCUCCUCCAAUAAAUACCAAGUCUUCUUCUUCGGGACCCACGAAACGUGAGUGGGGCCCUGGCGCACGCGGGAGACGGGGCCGAGGGGGAAGAAGGGCAACGGGGAGGGCAGCAGCGAUGAGGAGGGGAAGCUGGUGAUCGACGAGCAGUCCAAGGAGAAAAACGAGAAAGCCGGGAUCAAGAGGAAAGCGGAAGAUGCUUUGGAGGACUCCCCCAAACGCACCAAGGAGGCGGAGGGGCAGGAAGGGGAGAAGAAGGUAGACAACGAAGAGGCCCCCAAGGAGGAGCCGAAACCCAACCUGACCGAAGGGGAGAAGGAGAAGAACAGCGACGCCGCCAGCGUGCCGGACGCCAACGAAGCCAAGCAGGAGGGCAAGGAGAAAGCGGGCGCAGAGGAGGUCAGAGACCACAAGGAGAGCCUGUAGUGGCCUCCCCGGCGAGCUGAUCUUCCCGCCUGCCCCUUCCCCGCUGGGCUCCCUGGGUGCUGCCCCAUCUCGCCCUCGUCGGCUCGUCACGUCCGGAGCUCCGGACAAG